AUGAAUGUAUGGGAGGGGAACACACCUCUUCACAUUGCUGCUGGGCUUGGGAAGGUGAAGAUUGCUAAACUUCUAUUGGAAUCACAGUGCGAAGUCAAGCUACGCAACAAGAACAACCAGACUCCGUUGGAUCUUGCACGGCAGAAUGAUCAUCGUGAUGUGGCUUUUCUCAUUGGUGCAAAUAGAAUGAAUAAAGGAAAGCUCUCGUUUUUCUCUCGGAACAAGAAGAAGGAAAGCAACAAGCUGGACGGAUUUGGAAAUUCAUCCCAUCAUCACCAUAGCGAUAGCUCACCUAAUGAUAAGCAUAAACGCAAACACAGUGAUGAAAGGAGAGAUGAUGAUGAUAUGGACGGUGGUCAGGGUGGUGCUAGGAUACGAGGGAGGAGAGAGAUGGAACCUACAGACAGACACUCAUCGGGGAGCAGUAAGGGAAAAUCCAAGAAGAAGAGGGACAAGAACCAAGGUCAGAACCUCUUUGUGCGGGAGGAGAUGAAGAAGCAUUUGAAAUUGGAGAAGAAACUCCAAGAACAAAUCCAACUUGGUCGGGAAAUGGCGAAUCCCCCACAUGGAGAGCAGGGGAAUCCCCAUUUUAGGACUCAACUCUUCAAGGACAAAACUGGAAAGAUAUUGCAUGUUCCAAUGCCGGUUCACUGCAACUGUACGCCGUACAUCAAGAAACUUGAGAAUCAGGUGGAAGCAAGUAAAGAGAGGCUCCUGCAUGAAAUAGACAUGUCUAAAGCUCGCUUUGAGAGCAGAAUGAACAACAUUGAGAAGCGCAUGACACACCAGGCUCAGUGCAUGGACCAACUGUGCAAGGAACGCAUCGCAGCCGAAAGAGCGGACUGUAUUCAUAGGAUUGAUCAAAGGGCCGUUGAGGAGAGGAAGGCGUGGUCGGAGGAGCACGAUGCUCGGACGGAUACCCUGAGGAGAGAACUCAGACACUGGUUCGAAUCAAGGAUUCAGCCACUCCAUGAACAGUUGAGCAGGACCAUGGAUGAUGCUGCCUUAGAGAGUGUAUCUUCCGCCGCUAGGAGAAGUCGUCCAAGGGCAGGGUUCUACAGGUUGAACGGUCGCGAGGUGCUAACGCAUCGGAAGAGAUCGAAAUCGGUCGGGAAUGUCAGUGAUUGUGAUUUAGAAGAGGAAGAUGAUGACAGUGAUGAAGAAAGCGAAGAUGAAAGUGAAGAUGAGGAGGAGGAGCAUGUUACGAUGAAAAGCCGUGCCGAGGAACAUCAUGUAUCGUCGAGGCAACCGAGCGAACAGUCCCCUCACCGUUACAAGAAGGCGGAGACAGCGAAAGGUAAGGACUAUGCCAAGUCUGGUGCCAUUCCAAAGUCAUCCAGAAGUGGCAGCUUCAGGCAAGCAGUUAGCGAUGAAGACCAUGCCAGUGGAAGCAGUAGCAAUAGUGGUACUCCUCUCAGUAUGGUCGAUGGAACCUACCGACCUCCUCUCAUUGCUGCCCAUGAACGUUCCCCUAACACAGACUCUCACCACUCACUUCCAUCUGAUUUUGUCUUUCCAUCUCAAGAAACGGACGAUACUGAAUCAUCAGAAUCGUCAGAAUCUGAUACCACAUCUCAACAAUCCCUCGAGACGGUGUCGUACAAACCAAAAUCAAUUAGUGGUUCUACGGAUGUUUCAUCAUCCACCAGAGACUCUGGUCUCCAUACCUUGAAGGGGUCCAGUGUGUCUUCAGAUCGAAGGUCACAUGGUCCCAGAAGGGCAGACUUGAUCGCCUACCAAGCCCUCACUGUCAAUGCUAGACCUCCGCCUCCAUUACGCGCUCAAGUCCGACCCCAUCUUCCAGUGAGUACUCAACCACCACCAACAGAGUUACGCACGCAAGCAAACUACACGCCUCCUUUCAGCCCGCCUGUCUCGCCAACUUCUACUGCAUCUCAGCCACUUUCAACAUCGACCCUCGCAUCGUCAUCAUCAGAUGGUCAUAGAGUUGGAACUCCAAGUACAGAACAACCUUCAAGUGAUAACCCAUCACCGACCGACUCUGGGAAGGCUCAGAGCACUUCCUCAGGUAUUUCGUCCGGAGAGGCGUCAUCACACCUACACCCCUCCCCAAUCAAGUACAACGUCAUUAACCCCAACAGUGGACAGUCUUACCAGGGGACAUACAAUCCUCGAUCCUCAACAUUGACUCAGCGUCCUGAUCUCUUUAAGAUCGUCAAAUCUGAGCCUAUAAAAUCAUCUCACAAUGAUCCACCACCUCCUUAUAGAAGUACCAACGGUGAUUCCUCUGAUAAUAGGUAUAGGGUUUCCCAACCAUACCUUAAAAAUUCAAACAAUGUAACCAAUGGACAGUCUUCGAAUCAGAAUAGGUUGCAUGACGUUCCUGUAAAAAGUGGACCUUCCCCAUCUGUGAGCAAUCCAAACUCUAUACCUCGUGGUAGGACCAGUUCACAUUUAGAUCAGAAGAGAAUUGGUAGUGGAAGCGAUUCAAGUACCAGUGUUAGGACACACAGUUCGGGUUACUCGGCUGCACCUUCCAAGUCGGCUGCCAGUCGUCUUGGUGUAACCCCGUCUCUGAGUGCUGUCCGUGGGAUGUCAAGUCACACUAAUGCUACCUCUUCAAAGGAUCAGAAUCGGAUGCACCCUCAGUCAAGAAGUCACGCCCCCCACCAGUCUCUUCCACCGGGUUAUUCUGUGAUGCAAGGAAGGAGCGGGAGCAACGGUGCCAUGUUUGCCAUCACUCGAAGCAACCAGUCACACGCCGGUACCACAAACUACCCAGAGGUUCCAGCAAACAAAAACAAUAACGCGGCACCUAAUUCUUUUUCCACAUCUCUGAAUCCAAACUCAUAUUCAUAUGCGUCAAACACCGCAAGAGCGUUCACCAACCAUGCAACUUCAGGUAAUAUCCGCAACGAUGCCAGCUCAGUAAACAACAGUACCUUUGGUGCGCCAAACGAUAAUUUCUAUUGUACUAGUGGUACCAAGGACAAAACAAGUGGUACCUAUGGUGCUUCUUCACAUUCCAAUAGGGCAAGCAGUGAAAACCAUGUGGGUUAUGGUCAAUUCAGUGUAAAACACAGAAACCCCGGCGGUGGUACCGUGAAUGGUGCCGGUGCCACCAAACCCAACAUUGAUAAUAGAACUAGUGGUACCAUCAGCAACCCUUCCAGUGUACCUUCCAUGAGUACCGAGAGAGGGAGUGGUGUACCUUUCGAUAGUAAUGGUGCCAGCAACGGUGCAUGUCUCUUCAGUACUGUGGAGAAUUUUAAUAGGACUGCUGCCCCGGAACAGAAAUUGAAAUACACGAGGGAGAUUAUUCUAUGAGUUGGAGCAGAGUUGCUAUUUAGCUAUUGAAUCAUUUUGAUGUGUACUUCUAUUACACUAAAACACAAUGUCCCAUAUUCUGAACUUUGGUCUGAAAUUGUCGUUUAACUAUGGAUAGCCAAUUGUGGUUUGGAUAGCCAAUUGUGAUUUAACUAUGGAUAGCCAAUUGUAGCACAAGCCUCUUGGUACAGGUCGAAUUGAUCAGAUCAUUUUGAACUCCAAACAUUCUUAACUGUGUGAGAAUAAGAAUUAAAUAGAUAAUUCAGACAGAAUUUUCACAAUUUUGGCUUCCCAUAAUGUUGGCAUUCUAAUAGUCCAUGGUCUAAGUCAUACUGGACUUCAGAGUACGGACAUAUGCCAUGACAGUAUUCCUAUUAUGAAACCAUAUCUUGGAUUAAGAGACAUACUACAGUAAACUCUGCAGAAGAUGAAAGCUAACCAAUAUAGAUACAUUUCUGAAGUGGUGAUGAAAUCGGGGGGAUGUCAGUAAGUGAAACAUGAGUAACAUGAUAAAUGAUUAUGACUUCACUUCCAAAAUCCUUAUGUAACAAAAAUUAGGAGAGUUUAUGAAAUGUAUAGAAAGAGGAAAAUCACUUUGUGCAUUCUAAGUUUAUGUGGGAGUGUGGACCUUGCCUAAUGAAGAGUUUUGAUUGAUCCAGUUGAUCUCAACUUUGGAAACAUUAUCAGAGUCCCAUUAAGUGAUACAAUCGAUAUUUGUAAUCGAUUGUACUUUCUUAUCCAUGAUGUGCCAUAGACUAACAGUUGCAAUCGAUUGUACAAUUGAUAUUGCAAUUGGUUAUAAAAUUGAUUGUUAUCUUUAAGUGUACCAGGGCCCAGCCUGUUCAUGUCGGGUUUGAGAAUGAAGUUCCCUUUACUGCAUGACAUGGCAUUGGCGAUAUGGUCUCAUAAAAUCCUUGCGAUGUGAAGAAUUUUAGAGGUCAGUCUUUUAAUUUACAGAUCUUCCUGUAAAUCUCAAUGAUCCUCAGGUCUUCGAAUUGGCAAAAAUGAAUUAUUUAUUUUCAAUUAUUUGAAAUUCUUAUGAGUCAAGUACGGUGCUUCCUAGGAAUUCUCAAUGAUCCUGUGAUCCUCAAAUUGGCAUCAACUAUUAUAUAUUUUCAAUCAUAAGAAAUUCUUAUGCAUUUUACGAGUCAAGUACGGUGUUUCCUAGGAAUUCUUAAUGAUCCUCAAAUUGGCAUCAAUUAUUAUUUAUUUUCAAUCAUAUGAAAUUCUUGCGCAUUUUAUGAGUCAAGUACAGUGUUUCCUAGAAAUCCCAAUGAUCCUCUGAUCAUCAAAUUGGCAUCAACUAUUAUUCAUUUUCAAUCAUAUGAAAUUCUUUCACAUUUUAUGAGUCAAGUACAGUGUUUCCUAGGAAUCUCAAUGAUCCUCUGAUCCUCAAAUUGGCAACUACUAUGUUUAUUUCCAAUAGUGAACAAUGAGAUGAUAUAAAUGAAUUAUAAUUAGAAAAAUAUGAAACCUACAUGUAAGGUCUGCACAUGCAGACUACACCCACUGUUUUUUUAUGUAGAUUGGUCCAAGUUAUGGUAUCAAACUUGUCAAAACAAACUCUUUCUUGCUUCUUUCAAAUCAUGCUUUCAUAAUUAAUAGGAAUGUAAUCAUAUACCUUGAAUAACACUGUAUUCACUCUUUUAACAUAUAAAGGAUUUUAAAGAUUUUUAUACCGAUGUGUGAUAAUUUUUAAACCGUUUUAUAUGAAAAGUAAUCUACUUUUAGUACUCCCCCAUAGUCUUUCCACUUACUUACCUUAUUUGUUUUUAAAUGUUUUUUUUAUAAGACAUUCAACUGCGAUUGUUGAUGAGAAUGAGGUUGGAUGCACUAAAGAUACCAUUGCCUUGUUUCAUAAAACUUUAUAUCAAUGGCAUUUUAAGUUACAAGCUACUGUUAUAAGCUACUGAAAACUGGAUCUGAUAGGCUGAGAGCAGAAUUGUCUGCUUGUACUUUACCAAGCCACUGUGAAACACCAAAUGAAAUGGUACAAAGACCUUAAUGGGAUAACAAGAAAAUUGAACUUAUCCAUGUAAGAGUAAAGUUCAGGGCCCCGUCUUACAAAGAGUUGCGAUGGAUCCGAUCAAUCGCAACUAUGGGCGGCCAGCAACGUCAACAUCUAUUAUGCAUGCUUGUUCAAAAUAUUUUCUAGCUUUGAUGUAUAUUCAUGCAUUAAUCGUUUUCUUAAAAAUUCACUGUGCUUCUCUUUGUUUACAAAGGACAUUGUGAAAAUUUCCUGCAGAAAAUUAUGACACUGAUGGAUUUCCAUAGAGUUACAAUUCACUGGAUCAAUUGUAGCUCUUUGUAAGACGGGCCCCUCGUCAGUACCUUUCAAAAGUACUGUACUGUACAUGACUUUGUUUACAAGAUAUUCUCACCCCCUGAGCCUUGGCAAUAAGAUAACAUUGAAUUCCAAUCAUGAAAAUAAAUAUGAAAAAUUAGAAUAUUUGAACGAUUGUUUGAACAGAAUUGGACAAACGAAUGUAAGUUGUUGAAAGUUGUAUUUGCUUUGAGUGUCAUCAUGUUCUUCAAGCUAAUUCUGACAGUGACUCCUUUCCAAGGACCAAUUGAUAUUUUGUGUUUUAUAUUGUCAAACAUAAUUUUCAAUUGAUUUGUGAAACAUUAUUUCAAACUAGUUCAGUCUGCAAUUUUGUCCAAUAAUGCAGACUCUGUAUAUCUUGGCCCCAUGGCACCAUUUUUUUUUUUCAGUAAACCCAGAUUUAACUUAGUAAAAGUUAUUUGCUAAACUUAUGGAAAGCCCCUCCCCCCAAAAAAGAAGAUUGUGCUCAAUGUGAACAAAAUGUUGCUGCUGGGGGGGAAGGGGGCACUACGGAAAAAAUACACAAUUUCAGAAUUUCUACUCACCAAGUUGCCAAUUUAAAAUUCACAUAGUCUUAGUGAUCUCAUUAUAAGAAAAAGCCAUAACCACCUCAUAUCUGGUACGAUUCUUUUUGCAAACUCCCACCAUUCUUCUUUUCCAAUUUUUCUCCCUUGAUGCAAGGUGUAUACAGGCUAUAGCCUCUUUGGCCCAAAUUCACAAAGGUGGUUUUGAAAAUCCACGGUUGAGUCCAUGGUUUAUGCAGAUUUCCUGUAUGAAUUACGCUUAAUUUAGCGCGUAUCGGGCGCUUGUAUAAAAACAUGUCCUAUGCUGAUGCGCGCUUUUUUCACAGUGCGCCAAAUUGACGCCUGUUACCAUGGUUAGAUACGCUAUUUUAUUCAUGAGUCCACUGUUUGAAGAGUGGACUCAUUAUUCAAACAAGUAGACUCGUGAAUAAAAUAGUGUGGAUAAAAUAAGCGUAAUUUAUACAGGAAAUCUGCAUAAACCAUGGACUCAAUCGUGGGUUUUUAAUACCACCUUUGUGAAUUCGGGCCAUUGUGUUCCAAUUACCAGUACAAAAUGCUUCUUCAAACUCUCAAGUUUAAUUUUAUACAUUCAGCUGCAUGAAAUAUUAUUCCAGUAGAAUUACAAUUAUGCAUACCUUACUACAGUUUGCAAGCAUUUUAUGUGAUAUGAUAUUGAAUUACACGCAUUGUAUUCAUAUUUAUGUGUAUUUUCUCAAAUCUUUCAUAUUCAUCAAACUUAAAGUACUAUUAAUCAUUUGUACUUGUGUGUCAUUUGUAUUUAUGACAGUUUUUGUACAUAUUUAUACAUAAGAUAUAUUAUUAAAAUGCAAAUCAUAA
This is a messenger RNA of Lytechinus pictus (painted urchin), 6972 nucleotides long. RefSeq lists its product as uncharacterized. Gene Ontology annotation, cellular component: cytoplasm; nucleus. The transcript has 7 exons. NCBI's taxonomy places the organism in Eukaryota, Metazoa, Echinodermata, Echinoidea, Temnopleuroida, Toxopneustidae. The coding region runs from base 1 to 3288 and encodes 1095 amino acids. Gene Ontology annotation, biological process: negative regulation of canonical Wnt signaling pathway; positive regulation of JNK cascade. The record is from RefSeq and is a predicted model, not a curated record. Gene Ontology annotation, molecular function: protein binding.